CUAGCACGACUUCCGUUGUUAGUCGGAAGUACACUAGCGGAAGUAACACGGUCAAAAUGGCAACCGGAGCAGAUCAAGCUGUUGGUUUUGGACUUGUUGGUUUUAGUCUGUUGCUGUUUACGUAUUACACCAUUUGGGUCAUAGUGUUGCCUUUCGUGGACAGUGACCAUGUGAUCCACAGUUAUUUUCUUCCACGAGAAUAUUCAGUAAUACUUCCUGGAGUUGCAGCAUUGAUCCUCUUACUUUUUGUUGGCACCUUCAUAGGGGUGGUAACAUGGAAGAAUCGGAAACCUAAGAAAGUUGAUUAAGGCUCUCCAGGCUGUUGUGAUUCAUCUGGUCACAAGAACGAACAGUGUUGAUUUUGCUCUGUACACAGCCACGUGAAGAUCAACUCUAAAGCUGCUCGCCUGGAUUCCAGUCAUUAGACAUGUUUAGGUGGUUCUUAGAAUAACAACAAAAAAGAUUUCAUUUCUAGCCAGAGCAGUACCGAACAUAUAGCUGCACGGUAGUCUGUUUGAACUUUGUGCAUCCAAUGGCCACGACCUUAGAAGACCACGCUAUCUGUGACAUGUUUAGCUUUGGAGAAUUCUUUCCAUAGUCCAGGAGAUAAAAGCAAAUAAUUCAUGAGAACACAAUUUCUGCACCUAAGAGAUAGUGCAGAUAAAUGGAUCUGGAAGACCUUGAAAUGGAAUAUGGGAUUUUUCUUUUUGCUUAGUUAUAAUUUAAAUUAAGGAGUUUCAACAGUUCAUACCAUAAACAGUCCCACAUUAAAAUGAAUAAAAAUGUUUUUAUAAUG
Molecule: messenger RNA, 796 nt
Organism: Carassius gibelio (silver crucian carp)
Lineage: Eukaryota; Metazoa; Chordata; Actinopteri; Cypriniformes; Cyprinidae
Product: dolichol phosphate-mannose biosynthesis regulatory protein
Exons: 4
Coding region: 57-308 (83 amino acids)
Biological process (GO): GPI anchor biosynthetic process
Cellular component (GO): endoplasmic reticulum membrane; dolichol-phosphate-mannose synthase complex
Molecular function (GO): enzyme regulator activity
Source: RefSeq, a predicted model, not a curated record